Euleptes europaea (tarantolino) is the source of this 954-nucleotide messenger RNA. RefSeq names its product olfactory receptor 49-like. The record is from RefSeq and is a predicted model, not a curated record. NCBI's taxonomy places the organism in Eukaryota, Metazoa, Chordata, Lepidosauria, Squamata, Sphaerodactylidae. Bases 1 to 954 code for a protein of 317 amino acids. The transcript has a single exon. Gene Ontology annotation, molecular function: olfactory receptor activity; G protein-coupled receptor activity. Gene Ontology annotation, biological process: G protein-coupled receptor signaling pathway. Gene Ontology annotation, cellular component: membrane.
AUGAAAUACAAUGAAACCACAGUGAGCGAGUUCAUACUGCAGGGAUUCACUGACGUCCGUGAACUGCAGCUGCUGCUGUUCACCAUCUUGCUCUGUUCUUACCUCCUGACAAUCAUUGGAAAUGCAGCCAUCAUCACCAUUGCUCAUAUCGAUCACCGACUACAGACCCCGAUGUAUUUUUUCCUUUGGAAUUUCUCUCUCUUAGAAAUUGGCUUCACCACUGCCAUAGUCCCCCAAACUUUGACCCAGCUGGCAACGGGAAAUAAAAAGAUUUCCUAUCUCGGGUGCAUGUUGCAGUCUUUCUUGUACUUCCAGCUGGGCACCUCUGAGUUCUUCCUCUUGGCCGUCAUGUCCUUUGAUCGAUACAUGGCCAUUUGCAACCCCUUGCACUAUCCAACCAUCAUGAACAAUCAUAUUUGCGUUUUUCUGGUCCUCUGUUCCUGGCUGGGCAGUUUUCUCCUGAUCAUUGGCCCAUUCUUACUUUUCCUACAGGUUCCAAUGUGUGGCUCAAACACCCUUAACCAUUUCUUCUGCGACAAUGCCCCCUUGAUUAAGAUCCUUUGUGGUGACACACAGCUGCUAAGGUUCCUUGGAUUCGUGACAGCUGUGUUUUCCAUACUGGGCAGCCUGAGCAUUACGGUAGUGUCCUACAUCAAUAUCAUCCAAACUGUCUUGCAUAUCCCUUCUGCUACAGGGAGACAGAAAGCCUUUUCUACAUGCGCCUCUCACUUCAUUGUGGUGUCUAUCACCUAUGGGAGCUGUAUCUUCCUGUAUAUUAAACCAACACAGAACAGUAAACUCGAGCUUGGCAAAAUGGUGGCCGUCCUCAACACCAUGGUGUCCCCUUUGCUCAACCCGUUCAUAUAUUGCCUGAGGAACAAACAGGUGCAGGAGGCCUGGAGAGAUUCCAUGGUAAAGUUAGCUGCUGUUAUUGAAGGGGUGAGAAAACUCUGA